AUCCACACACAGGACUCUCUUGCACUUCCAGUGUUCAUUUCCAGGCGAGUCGACGGCAUCACGUGGGACGCGCCCGGCUGGGUUUAGACUGGUCAGCACCGCCGGAAAGACCUCCUUUAGCCUCCGUUCCACCCAGGGUUCCGGCUCCCAGGGACUUGUUUAUUCUCCCGCCGCGAGAGAGAACGACGUCCCCCAUCUCCCAGACCGGCGUUCCAGAUUCCCAGAUACCCCUGUUCGCACGGUCCUGCGCUUUGUUGCUUUCUGCGUGUCCUCUUUCCAGCACGUCGAGUCUGCUUCUGAUCCACCAUGUCUACCACUGGAGGAACGUUUCGGGGUACGCCCAAUAGAACCAUCGGUAGAGGCAGGAUGCCGGACUUCGAUCAAAGCCCAGGGGGAUCUCACAUCCCCCGGCCCAAAGUAGAGGGCCAGUCGUCGCACUCGCAUGCGCCCAGUGACGUUGGAGGAUCGACAAUUAGUGCUGCGAGCAGACAGAGGCAGAACCAGUCGAAGCGUGAUGAGGCUAUCAGAAAGAAGAUGGAAGCCGAUUUGAAUAAGAAGAGGCACCAACCGGCGAAAGCACGACACACCCGCAAGGCUCCUCCGGGUACCGUCCUGGCCCUGAAGCCCAGCCAGGCUCUACAGAUUAAGCCCAGCACCACCGUCGCGGAAGCCGCUCAGUUGAUGGCCGCGAAGAGAGAGGACUGCGUUCUGGUGACGGACGACGAUGAUCGGAUUGCGGGUAUUUUCACCGCCAAAGAUCUGGCUUUCCGCGUGGUUGGAGCCGGUCUCAGGGCUCGCGAUGUGACGAUUUCGGAGAUUAUGACCAGAAACCCUCUCUGUGCGAGAACUGAUACCAGUGCUACGGAUGCGCUGGAUCUCAUGGUCCGUAAGGGCUUCCGUCAUCUACCGGUUAUGGACGAAAACCAGGACAUCUCGGGUAUCUUGGAUAUCACCAAGUGCUUCUACGAUGCUAUGGAGAAGCUGGAGCGUGCUUACAGCUCUUCCCGGAAGCUGUAUGAUGCUCUGGAGGGUGUCCAGUCCGAACUCGGCUCCAGCCAGCCUCAGCAGAUCAUUCAGUAUGUGGAGGCUCUCCGACAGAAGAUGUCUGGACCGACUUUGGAAUCGGUUUUGGAUGGUCUUCCCCCCACGACUGUCUCUGUGCGGACUUCCGUCAAGGACGCUGCUGCCCUGAUGAAGGAGCACCACACCACGGCGCUUCUGGUUCAGGAUCAGGGCUCCAUCACUGGUAUCUUCACCAGCAAAGAUGUCGUUCUGCGUGUUAUUGCUCCCGGUCUUGAUCCGUCAACCUGCAGCGUCGUGCGCGUCAUGACGCCUCACCCUGAUUUUGCCCCGACCGAUAUGAGCAUUCAGGCGGCUCUUCGUAAGAUGCACGAUGGCCACUACCUCAACCUGCCGGUCAUGAACGAGGCCGGUGAGAUUGUUGGCAUGGUCGACGUGCUGAAGUUGACCUAUGCAACUCUCGAGCAGAUCAACACCAUCUCUACGAACGAUGAUGAAGGUCCAGCCUGGAACAAGUUCUGGCUGUCUAUGGACCAUGAGUCUGAUUCUAUGGUGUCUGGAGGCAACAGCCAUCACCCUCACACAGCUCACCGGUCUGUAAUUAGCCCUGACCCCUCAAGGCCUGGUUAUGACAGGGAGAACAGCGUUCUUCCGAACGACUCUGCUUCGCAUCACGGUGAUGAACACUCUGAACUGCUGGUUGAUCACCAACUUCACGAAGAACAUGCGUUCCCAUUCAAGUUCAAGGCGCCCAGUGGACGUGUCCAUCGGGUGAACAUCCUGCCUUCUGCGGGCCUGGCCGAGCUGGUUGCUCAUGUGACUACCAAGCUGGGUUCCGAGGUCGAGGCCAUUGGAGGACCGCCUAGUUGUGAGGAAGGUAAGCUCAGCAACACCGGGUAUGCACUCAGCUACCUUGAUAACGAGGGCGAUACGGUCUCCAUCACAACGGACCAGGAUCUCGCGGAUGCCGUCCUGCUUGCCCGGCAAUCUGGCCGCGACAAGGUCGAUCUCUUCGUGCACGAUCCCACGCAGCCCCCCAUCCCCGCCACGGUCGAACCUCACCCGCUGCCCGUGAAGCUGCCCAGCCCGCUCGAGGAGAAGAGCGCUGUGGACGAUGAGCAAGUGACGGAGGAACCCGUCAGGGCGACUAAGGAGCCCGUUCCCGCCUUCAACCGCCAGACACCCGAAGAGCAGCUCGUCGCUGGUGUGCCGAACGAGCUUCUCCUGCCGGGUGCUAUUGUGACUUUAGCGGCCGUCAUUCUGGGUGUCUUCAUUCUGAGCCGUCCCAGCAGGUAAUAGACGAUCGCGCUCUUCAGCUUCUGCAGUAGUGUGCCAACCAUCUCGUGGUGGUCUCUCGAACAACCCAUUGUAUCUUCGUCUUUGCCUGUUGUGGGCAGUGUUUAUUUGUAUUCGUUGUGUUUUGUUAUUGCGUACUAAUACCUCUUUCGUUUUUAUUAACUAACUACCUACUUACUGUAUUGGAUGACCCCCUCCUCUUCGUCUUCCUGCUCGUCCUCUGUCCCGAGAACUGUUUGCGCAUUGAUAUCUUGUAGCUAGCUAGGGUGUACCACAUAGUAGGACUUUUGACAUUAAGACUGUGUCCUAUUACUGAACC
Molecule: messenger RNA, 2635 nt
Organism: Paecilomyces variotii
Lineage: Eukaryota; Fungi; Ascomycota; Eurotiomycetes; Eurotiales; Thermoascaceae
Product: CBS and PB1 domain protein
Exons: 4
Coding region: 307-2316 (669 amino acids)
Molecular function (GO): protein binding
Source: RefSeq, a predicted model, not a curated record